This is a messenger RNA of Perca fluviatilis (European perch), 2867 nucleotides long. It is a transcript of the gene spata18, whose product is annotated as spermatogenesis associated 18. The coding region runs from base 426 to 1895 and encodes 489 amino acids. Gene Ontology annotation, biological process: mitophagy by internal vacuole formation; mitochondrial protein catabolic process. The record is from RefSeq and is a predicted model, not a curated record. Lineage: Eukaryota; Metazoa; Chordata; Actinopteri; Perciformes; Percidae. The transcript has 12 exons. Gene Ontology annotation, cellular component: mitochondrial outer membrane.
GAUUUUAUCCAACACAGCCACUUAGGCGGAAACAUCAUAUGCGGUAUACUCAUAGAUAUCUAUGCGGUAUACUGUGCCACGUGGUUUACUCUGCGGGCCUUUGGUGUCGUUUGACAGUAUGACAUUACAAUCGUGUUUACUUCACGAGUGUCAGGACAGAAGGACAUAACCCUGCGGAGGACCGACAGCCACCGCGAGUUAUUUUUCAAAACACCAGCUACCUGUGGUUAGGUUGUAGGCUCGUCUCUCCUCACUUGGUUACCACAACUGAGGCGGUGCUUGGCAGCUGUGUCGUAGGUGGAGAAAGCAGGAAUUUUUACUGCACAGAGAUUAGCCUAACGUUACACACCCCCGGCGACUGUCCUCCUCCUCCUCCUCCUCCUCUUGGGGCAUUUUAAACCUGCGAGUAGUUCUUGUGGGCGGACAUGGCCGACACGUUAAGGAGACUGACCAAUACAUCUUCCUUCAGCGUCUUACAGGACAAGCUUGAGAGCUGGCACAAAGACUACCAUGUUAUAUCCUGUGACCAGAAUCUAAAUAAAUGUUGUGAGCUGAUUGAACUAACUGCCAAGAUCCAGGGACAACUGUUCGCCAUCCUCAACCACACAGCGGCUGAAGGUGGACACUAUGCUGGAGUGGACACUCUCAAAACGCGCCUGCUGCCGUGGCUUGGAACCUGUUUCUCAAUGGCGAGGUCCUCGGUCACUGAUGACACCAGUCUGCAGCUCAUCCAGGAUUCAGCAGAAAAGGACAGAAGGAUCAGGGAGCUCUCUGCCUCCCAUGACAGUGAGCUGCAGAUGAAGGACACUCAGCUGUGCUCCACUCUCCGCCAGUUGGACUCUAUCAGAGCAGAAUUGGUCGAUACUCAGAAUGAACUGGAUGAGACAAAGAGCAAAUCAGCAACCACUCUGCUGGCCACUGAAGAUGAAAUUCUGCAACUGAAAGCAGAUUUGCGAUCUGCACAUGAGCAGGUGGAGAUUUAUAAGAGAAAGCUGGAGGCUCUUGAUGACAACGAGCGGCAGAUUCGCCUGCUGAGAGAUGAAGUGUCCUACCUGAGCACAGAGAAGGUCAUGCUGCAGGAAAGGUUGGUGAAAAGUCGUUCUCCGAGCCCCUCGCUGAGGCACAGUCGCUCUUCCAGCCCCAUGAGGAGUGAGUCGCCCACCAGAGCUCAGCUCACCAACACUUCCCGCUACGCACGCCUCGUAUCGCGCUUCAGCGACCUGUAUGCUGUGGAGCGGCUUGAGGCCCAGACCUUGCUUCGACGCCACAUUGCUGACUUAGAGAUGGUCCAGAAAAUCAUCUUCAUUGCUGUCAUGGAAUCCUUUAAGACAGCAAAACUGGCUUACCGUCAGUUCAAGCUGCGUGUGAGAAAGACGUUGUCCCCAUCCCACUUUGGGAUAGAAAGUCUGGAGGAUGCAGCUGUGGACUACAUUGUCAGAAACCUGGACCUUUAUGACAUUCAGGCCAGCGUCAAUGAUGUGAUCAAUGCCAUGAACGUGAACCCUCGGAUCUCUUUCCCGCCGGAGGUGGACUUUGUCCUCAUCAGUUCCUUGAUCAGGGAGACAUGCAGGGUGGCGUUUGCCAUGCAGACAUUGGAGCCCCCGCUCGACUUGGCCUUUGCCAGCGAUGGAGAACUUUACAACGACAGCAGGUAUCGUCGCAGCUAUGACUCGGAGUUCACUGCUCCUCUGGUGAUGUACCAUGUGUGGCCGGCCUUGGUGGAGGGAGAUGUCGUGGUAGUAAAGGGCGAGGCCGUGACUCGAAGGGGUGCUACGUGGAGUCGGAGCAGGAGUACCAGCCCUGUGCGCUCUCGCUCUCUCAGCCCAAGUCGCAAUCUUACAUUUAUCAGCAAAAGAAGCCUGUCUCCUCAACGUCUCAGAGCUAGCCACCUGUGAACUCUGAAAAAUAAUUUACACCUGUACUUCAUUUAUACCAUGUCAGUGAAAUAAAGUUUGAUGGAUUUUUAUCUGUAUGCUUUCACCAAAUAAAGCAAGCGAUCCUUAGAUACUGAGUUUACAUGGUUGGAGGGCAGAUUAAUGGGACGUUUACAGUAACUAGCAGUCAGUACAUUAUAGAAAAAACUAAAAUAGUUUGGCAGCUAACUUGACAGUUGUCUUAGUUUACUACAUUUACUCUUAGAUACAUAAUACUAACUGUAUUUUAGUGAUCACCAGAAACUUAAAGGUGCAUUUUUCAGGGGAAAUCAAGGCCUGCACAGUCCACUUUAGGAAACAUAUUCAACCUAUACUCCUCUCCUUCCUUUUAACCAAAGGUCUAUGUAGCAGUACUCUUUAGGACAUAAUUGUAGGACAUACAAUAUGGUGCUAAUGCUCAGUGCUAACUUCAACUCCUCCAGUACUUGAGUGACUGGUAUUGGUCAUUGUGGUUUUUAGUGUCAGUGGUUGCUGUGUUUUUUUGUAUUUCUUAAUUUUAUUUUGUGUUGCAGUUGUUUUAUAUUCUGGAUAUUUCUUUAAGAUAAAGUAAGACAUGAUGAUUAAAAACAUUUAACAUAACAUGACAUGUUUAUGACAUGAAUAACUGGGAAUGGUUUUGCUUUUUAAGUUUAAAAUAUAGAUUUGUAAUCAGAUUUUUUGGUUAGUUAAGAUUAGGACCAGUAGCUUUCAUUAUAGUAGCUAGUUAUUUUUGCAGAAAUGUCUGUAUGCAUUCCAUAUGGCAAUUCUAUUUAUUUACAACUUGCUGUAUAUCACCACUUAUAUAAUCAUAUGCAAUAGUACUGUACUUUCAUUUGCUCUUUAAUGGCUUGAAUUUACUGCGAUGAUUUGUGUUGUGUGAUGAAUAUAUUUGUGAACUGUGCCUUUUAUGAUUGACUUUUAAAGAAUAAAUGGCAAACCUUUAGUUUACUGCAA